Gallus gallus (chicken) is the source of this 3746-nucleotide messenger RNA. RefSeq names its product EF-hand calcium binding domain 12 (gene EFCAB12). Lineage: Eukaryota; Metazoa; Chordata; Aves; Galliformes; Phasianidae. The coding region runs from base 833 to 3097 and encodes 754 amino acids. The transcript is spliced from 14 exons. The record is from RefSeq and is marked validated.
ACUAUGUCCUUCGUUUCCAGUCAGAACUGGUUUCCCGCCCAGCGCUGCUUCCCGGCCCGCCUCAGCCGCCCUCACAGCGCUCAGUUCCCUGUCUGCUGUUUCUCAGUGUCUUCGCUUUCUCUCUGGGUGUGACGAAACGCCCUCGAUUCGCUACGUGAGCGCCUCAGGUGUCGUCUGACCCUCUGGGACGGACCACGGGGCUCUUCAGGAGUCGCGGACGCAAUUACUGCCACGCAGAUGAAGCUACAAUUAAAGCUUUAUUAUUUUGCAGGCUUUUUUUAAGCAGUGCAGCGCAGGCUAUCAAUAGUCAGAAUCGGCACAGCACAGACCUCGAUCAGUAACAGCUUACAGUCAUGAGGUGUGCCCUCAUCACCUGGACCAGGCCAAACCCUAACGCUGCUCGCUGCGAAGGUCAUAAUCUGACCCCAGAACGCACACAAAGGACAACAUGUCGCUGGAUCCAUCCUCAGAGGUCCCCCUGACUGUGGGGAUUUCUGUUGGCUGCAGCUCCAGUCCAGGCCACUGCUGCCCAGCUUACAGUGUCCCGUGGCACGCCCUGCUUCCCUCUGUAUCAUCAUCUUACAUCACAAAGGGACGGACGCCCCUACUUCAGUGUUGGCUCAGGCUCAGCCCACUGCCUCCUGGCAGCUGCAGAGUUGCUCUCGCGUCCAGUUUUCUCUAGAGGACACAGGAAGUCUCUUGUACCUCAGAGAACGAAGGAGAGAGCUAUUCGGUGAAGGACAGAGAAGGGUAUCAGAAAGGAGUGUUUCCUAGUGGGAAACAUCAGAAACCUUUCGUUCUUUAGCUUCACGUGCUCACCUGAAGCAAGAGCAUGGUCGGCCUGCUAGAGCUGAUCGCUAACAUUGAGCGCUGGAGCAAGACUGAUGGUUGCAGCACAGUCACGUUUCCCACACUUGAGCAGCUUUCCAUCAAUGAUGUCACCACCAUUUGGAACAAUAUGUUCCAGCGCGUUCACCAAUUGCUCCUGCUGAAAAAGCCUCCGGCUGUCAGCAUAACAGGACUGGGGACAUUUUGUAUUCAAAAAUGGCAGGCUCUUGAGGAUGGCAAGACGCUCACGUUUCAGAGACCGCUGUUUUCGCUGUCCGAGGCUGUUGCACAGAUUCGUGAUUUCAGACACCCUUCUAUACACUUGCCUGAUGACACUGAGAUGGUGGUGCUGAACUGUGAGACCAUACGCUUGCACACGCCCUAUUCUCAGCAAACGGUGCAGGGCUGUCUGUUGGAGACCUUGCAGUAUUUCUACCACAUCCUAACAAAUGGAGAAGAUGCAGACUUCACAUUAAAGGACAUUGGCACUCUUGCUAUCCGAGGGGAGCACAUGGAAAUGACCUUUUGUGAAGACUUUUUACUGCGUCUCAACAAGUCGACAUACGUGGUACAAAAGCUUUUCAAUAAAAGAUGGGUCGUCUUGGACAAAGAAACUGCUCACCUGCCAAGCCAUUUUGGCCACGUCCACCUGUUGCCAAAGUUUGAGAUCAAGGAGGUACCUCAACUUGCUACAAAGCCGCUUCCAAAGGAAAAGCUACUUGAAAGAAAAGGGUCUCUUCUCUGCAAGCUCCUCAGACUACGAAGGACCAUUUCUCUAAGCACAUUAACCACAGUUGAGAUAAACGACGAAGAGGAGCCUGCUGGCAGACCGCUCCCACAAACGCCAGACACAGAAGGAAGGCAGGAGGAAGAAAGUCCCAGCUUUCCAGUGGUCACUUGUCAUCCUGAAGAUGAUCCACAUAACCUGUCGGCUUGGAUCCAGGAGAGGAAGCAAUUCAUUUCUCAGCUAGAAAGCUUUGGAGACGUUGAGAAAUGGCUGAGUAAUAAAUCUUCCAAGAGCCAUCUGGAAGAGAGAGUCUGGGAACGCAUAAAGUCACGCAGAGCAGCCAGAAGGGCUGAAGGCAAAUCAGCCAUGACUGAUAACCUGGGUGACACAACAUCAGCAAGCAGCCAGCCUCAGAAGGAUGUUGCCCCUCCUUGCAUACCGUACCCCCAGGCUCUUGUCACACUGCAUGACCUCCUGCGCAGACGGAAGACAACACUGGUGAAUGUCUUCAAGAAAGCUGGCAUGGAAGGCAGAAAUAUCAAGAAAGCAGACUUCAUUAAAAUCAUCAAGCAGACAAAUGUUCCCAUCGGCGAAAAAGAUCUGGACGAUGUGAUCAUCUUUUUGGCUGCCCCUAAUCGUGGGAAAUAUAUUACCAUGGAAAAGCUGAUGGAAUGUCAAAAUGAGUGGCUGGAAAUGAAGAAAAAAGAAUCCAAAGAGACCAAAGCGGGUGCACAAACUCAGCCCCCUAAAGCCGCAUGCAAAACUGCCACAUCUCCACCUUCUGCUGGGGGCAGAGCCAAAGGGAUGGAUCCUACCAAGCCCCAAGUGAAGUUAACACCCUUAGAAGAUACCCCGGUCCAGGCUGAGCCAGGACAAGGACAUCAAACAGACCAUGAAAAGAAAGACACUCCAGAACCAUCUGGAGACAGGACACAAAAAACUAUCAAGAGACAAGAAAUAAAGAAGGACAAGGGCAGCCCAAUCAAAUGGAAAGAAAUGUCUCAGCUGGGGAGAUCUGGGGAGGUAACUGUUGAAGAGCACUGCUUCCCAUCAACUACAGGCAGUGACACAGGCGUGCUGAUCGACCAAUACCGCCGUAAGGUGGCUGCAAGUUACCUGAAUUCCUCCAAGCUGUGCAAAGAGCAUGACAUUCAUCUCACCGAGCCAGUGCUGCAGAAAGGCCUGCUGCACCCAGGAGACAAAAUCAUCAGAGGACGACGCCUGAGGAAGAUCAGGCAGCCUGGAGGAUACUACAACAUAGGACUUGCUGAUAUGUCCUCACCUCUGAGCAUGUCCGGGUCAUCAAAAAGUGCAGCUGGAAACCUGGGCAAAGAGGGCAAAAACAAGAGGACUUCAGAGGAGUCUGGCCAUUACGACUCUCGUCAGAGGAAUCGGAAAGAAAUGGAGGGAUCAGACAACAAGUUCUGGCCAGGUCACCUUCUGGACAAGAUGCGCCUCUGCAUUCCAGAAGAGAAGAUCAACAGGGCUCACCCCUUGUUCAGCUGUGUUCACCCAACCCGGCCUGCAUACCACAUUAUCUAAAACCACAACCAGCACCAGCCAGUCCACGAAACAUCAUCUGUGUCCACCAGAGACGUGGCAUCCAAGACUCAUUCCAGCUGAAGGUCUGCUAGCAGCACGAGAUGUGUGCAGAACGUUGCAAUUCAUCAUCAGCUCGAGAGAUCUGAGCCGUUCUGAUGAAGAAAGCACAGACACGGAGAACACCCUGAGCUGGAAUGGACCCACAGGAGUCAUCUAGUCCAACACUUCAAACCCAAAUAAAAAACAUCAUUCAUCCUAUUCUCGGGACUGCUUGCAUUCUAUAAAUGGAGAAAUAGACAUAGAGAUAAGCGACAACGCUGCGCCAAUGGAAACCACAGCGUCGUGCACUUGGGCUGCCAUUCCUGACCAGGGCUGUGCUCCCAGAGGAGCACCUCACGUUCAGAAAGCUGCAAGAAGUGCUUUCCAUACACAGAGAGCAGAGAACCAUCGCUGGUGACCGCAACGUGGGGCACAUCUGCUGCCCUUUUGUGUUACCUACGAAUAACUCCAAUGAGAAAACCACUGCUCGUUUUCUGCUUAGAUAUGGAGGUUGGCUGCCCUGCCUGUGUUAGGGGGUUGGAGCCUGAUGAUCUUUGAUGUCCCUUUCAACCCAAGCCAUUUUAUCAUUCAAACUACCAGGAAGGUAAUG